CAUGUGACAGGAGGGCGGGGCUGGCGCGGAGGAGGAGGAAGAUGGCGGCGGCGCGCAGAGUGGAGAGACGGAGAGCGGAAUAACAACAACAGCUGGGCGGCCACUAAUGAGGUGCACUUGCCCUUGGUGACAUUUCGUGGGUAGCAGAGGCCACGGGGGACACUAUGUAGCAGAAGGCCAAUUCCCAGUGGACUUUACCAUUUAAGCCUGAAAGGGUUUUGGAUCUUUUGGCUCAAACACUGAAUUGGGACGGAGUUCAUGAGGUUCCUGGCUUGCCGGCCAUCACCAUGAGCAGUAGCGUAGGGAAAGAGAAGGAUCCCAAGGAGCGAGAGCCCAAGGUGACCUCCACGGCUAAAGAGCGAGAGAAGGAGGCCAAAGCCGCCGGGCUGGUCAAAGAGAGCAAAGACAAGGACCUAAAGACCAAAGUGAAAGAUGCCAAAGAGGGUAAGCGAGACCCAAUUGGGGCCCAGGCCGGCGUGGCUUUUUCUGUGGACAAUACAAUUAAACGGCCAAACCCGGCAUCUGGGAUGCGUAAAAAGGCCAGCAACGCCGAGGUGAUCAAAGAACUGAGUAAAUGUCGGGAGGAGAACGCCACUCGCUUGGACUUGGCCAAGAAGUCCAUACACAUGCUUCCGGUUUCCAUCAAAGACCUGACCCAAAUCACGGAACUUUAUUUAUACGGAAACAAGCUGCAGUCCCUGCCGGCCGAGGUGGGCUGCCUCGUGAACUUGGUCAAGCUGGCCCUUAGUGAGAACUCUCUGACUAGCCUCCCGGACUCCCUCGAUAACUUAAAGAAGCUGUGCAUGCUGGACUUGCGGCAUAACAAGCUCCGAGAGAUCCCGGCCGUGGUCUACAGGCUGAGUUCUCUCACCACCCUGUUUUUACGGUUCAACCGCAUAACCGCGGUGGAGAAGGACAUCAAGACACUGUCCAAGCUCACCAUGUUAAGCAUACGGGAGAACAAGAUCAAACACCUGCCUGCAGAAAUUGGGGAGUUGUGCAACCUGAUUACACUGGAUGUGGCUCACAAUCAGCUGGAGCACCUUCCCAAGGAGAUCGGCAACUGCACCCAGAUCACCAACCUCGACCUGCAGCACAACGAGCUCCUGGACCUGCCCGACACAAUAGGAAACCUGUGCAGCCUGAGUCGCCUGGGCCUGCGCUAUAACAGACUGUCGGCCGUACCCCGAUCCUUAGCCAAGUGCAGCGAGCUGGACGAGCUCAACCUGGAAAAUAACAACAUUUCCACUCUGCCAGAGGGGCUUCUCUCCAGCCUAGUGAAAGUGAACAGCUUAACCCUGGCCCGGAAUUGUUUCCAGUCCUACCCAGUGGGGGGGCCCUCCCAGUUCUCCACUAUCUACUCCCUCAAUAUGGAGCAUAAUCGCAUUAACAAAAUCCCAUUCGGAAUCUUUUCAAGAGCAAAAGUAUUGAGUAAACUCAACAUGAAGGACAAUCAGCUGACUUCUCUGCCCCUGGAUUUUGGAACCUGGACAAGUAUGGUGGAGUUAAACCUGGCAACCAAUCAGUUAACCAAGAUUCCUGAGGAUGUAUCUGGCCUUGUCUCCAUAGAGGUUCUGAUUCUGUCCAACAACCUGCUGAAGAAGCUGCCACAUGGUAUUGGGAACCUGCGCAAGCUGAGAGAAUUGGACUUGGAAGAGAACAAACUGGAGUCUCUGCCCAAUGAAAUUGCUUAUCUGAAGGAUCUGCAGAAACUGGUCCUCACCAAUAACCAGUUAACCACGUUACCCAGAGGGAUCGGGCACCUCACCAAUCUCACGCACCUUGGCCUUGGCGAAAACCUCCUCACCCAUCUUCCAGAAGAAAUAGGUACACUGGAGAAUUUGGAGGAGCUGUAUCUGAAUGACAACCCCAAUUUACACAGUCUCCCCUUCGAGCUCGCUCUGUGCAGCAAACUGUCCAUCAUGAGUAUUGAGAACUGUCCGCUCAGCCACCUCCCCCCCCAGAUUGUAGCCGGGGGCCCCUCGUUCAUCAUUCAGUUCUUAAAGAUGCAAGGUCCCUAUCGUGCCAUGGUCUGACCCCCCCGUCCCAUACACUGUACAAAAGCAUUGUGUUAUAUAUAUGUGUGUGUAUUCUCCCCGGUGCGGAUAUACCAGUAAUAUAUAUAUAUAUAUAUGUGUGUGUGUAUU
Messenger RNA from Xenopus tropicalis (tropical clawed frog), 2147 nucleotides. RefSeq names its product SHOC2 leucine-rich repeat scaffold protein (gene shoc2). Gene Ontology annotation, biological process: negative regulation of cell differentiation. Gene Ontology annotation, cellular component: cytoplasm; nucleus. The coding region runs from base 288 to 2036 and encodes 582 amino acids. The transcript is spliced from 9 exons. The record is from RefSeq and is a predicted model, not a curated record. NCBI's taxonomy places the organism in Eukaryota, Metazoa, Chordata, Amphibia, Anura, Pipidae.